This is a messenger RNA of Corythoichthys intestinalis (scribbled pipefish), 4220 nucleotides long. Its product is annotated as myosin phosphatase Rho-interacting protein-like. Lineage: Eukaryota; Metazoa; Chordata; Actinopteri; Syngnathiformes; Syngnathidae. The coding region runs from base 220 to 3957 and encodes 1245 amino acids. Gene Ontology annotation, molecular function: actin filament binding. Gene Ontology annotation, cellular component: actin cytoskeleton. The record is from RefSeq and is a predicted model, not a curated record. The transcript has 19 exons.
UCAAACAUUUGCAUAUCAACGUCUAUAAAACGGGACGGGGGUGGCUAAACCCAAGUCGGGGAAAAAGAAAGAAAUCCUUUUUCUUCUUGGGCCCCUACGUGCUGUGACGUCGCGCUCGUGACGUCACCGUCUUCGGUGCGAGUGACAGACGAGCGGACAGCAAAAAAGCAAGGAGGAGAGCGACAAGGAGAACGGGACAUCGAUCCGAUUUGCCUAACGAUGGCGUGCGAGUCGUUUGAGGCCAACAUUUUCAACAAAAGCAAAUGUCAAAACUGCUUCAAGUCCCGCGAGUUGCACGUGCCCGCGCACCCACGAAUGGAGAAUGCCAAGGCGCUGUACGCCGGCUGGCUGUGUUUGGCGCCCGAAGGAACGGACUUUGAGAAGACCCCGCCCAGAUCGAGGGUAAGCGGCGGUGGCUCUUUACGGCCGCGAGCCGAAGAUCUGACGACAGUUUGUCCGUCCGGCCGUCUCCCCCCGCAGAGGUGGCAGCGUCGCUUCUUUGUACUGUACGAGCACGGAGUGGUGACCUUCGCGCUGGACGAUCUGCCGAGCACUCUGCCUCAGGGUACGUUGGACAUGAAGGCGUGCACCGCCAUCUUGGACGCGGAGGCGCGAACCGGUCAGAAGAACACCCUGUGCAUCGUCACAACGCUAAGGGAAGUCUACAUACGGGCCGACAGUAAGGACACCAUCAACGGGUGGGGUGAUCGGCUGGUGGUCUUUGUGCAGGCCAAUGCCACAGACGUCAACGAGAAACACAAAGCGGACGCCGCCGUCCCGCAGGAACCUUCGCCCGCCAAGAUGGCCGCCCCCGGCGAAGAGCCGCAGCUCCGGAAGAUCCUCGGCCGGGACGUGACGGAAAUGGACCCCCGACGCGACUUUGCGACAGACCGCGACGCUUGGGACAUCGGCGACGCCCGCCGAUCUUUCGAUUCGGGCCGCGAGCCGAUCGAACGGGAGAGCCGGUCGGCCCAAACGCACGCCGACGUGCGCGCGGGCUGCGACGCAGUGGGGGGCAAGCGCUCCGUGAACCCCGGGACGGAACGGCGCCUGAGGAUGUGUUUGCCCAGAGGGGACGGGAGUGACGGUCGCCCCGCCGAGACGGAGCCAGAUUUGUUCAAGCACAAAAAAGGUUGGCUGGUGAAGCUGGACGAGGACACUCAGUGGAGAAAGUACUGGUUUGUCUUGUCUGCCGACCGCCUGACAUUCUACAGGGACAUCGCGGCCGAGGAGGCUUCGGAGCAGGAAGGCCAAGUGGACUUGAGCGAGUGCUCCGAAGUAUCGGAGCGGCAGGUCCACAAAAACUACGGCCUUCAGAUCCGCACUCCCGAGGGCGUGUGCACGCUGUCGGCCGCGACGCCGGGAAUACGGAGGAACUGGAUCCGAGCUCUGGUGAGCUACGUGCGCGCGGCUCCCGAUGUCACCGGCUUAUCAGGCGCGGAGACGGUGGCGGUCCCCGGCGGCCCUCUGACCGAAGCGGACGCGACUCGGGACGGACGUUCCAAGCCCCGGAGCGUUCUGGAGCGAAGGCGGGAAGGUCGCUACAAGACCUUCGACUGGGCAGACUUUCGGCCUCCCGCGGUCCCCGCGCCGGCGGCGGACGCGGCUCGCUCUCCCGCCCCGCCGCCGGCUCUGUGUAGCGAGCUGGACAAGAAGAGGAGGAGGGAGGCCAGGAGGAGGCGCUACGAGAGCAUCCUGGGCUUGUCUCCCGGCAGAGAGGUGAUGGGCGACGCGGCGGCGGCCGCCAGUCUCAAGCACCAAAUGGAAGCCUGCUGGAAGCAGGUAGAGAGGAAGAGCUCCUUAAAGAACGCCAGGAUCCUCCGCAUCGAUGACCGCGACAAGGCCGACUCCGCGCACGACUGCGAGAAGGCGCUGGAGGAUCUGAAACGUCAGCUGGAAUUGUCAGAGCGCUGCCGACAGGAAUUGGAGGCUCGUUUGAGGGUCUGGACUUCUUCUGGAGCCGCGGCAACGUUGGAAUGUUUGGAAAAAUCCGGAGAUGAGCUCGACGCUCCGGGUCACGCCACGGCGGACCCUAUCGCGGGAAAGGCCAUUCCGGAGCGCCACGACAAGGAUUUAUGCAAGAGUACGGCUUCCGCGUCGUCGGACGACCAGAACCUCCGGACCGACGGCCGACCUCGAAAGCAAAUUGAGGACGGCGACGCGAGAGAGCGCCCCGGAACGGACGCGCCGCCCCGUCCGGACUCGGAAGGGGACCGGAAGCUCGCUCGGGAAGCGCGGUUCCCGGUCGGCCGGAAGGAAGACGGGCCGAGCGAGGCCGAGCGCCGGAUCCCGCGUCUCAAAGAAGAGCUCCCCGGAAAGGCGGCGCUUCCGGAGAAAGAGCGGCGGCUCCCGGAGGUUCUCCCGGAGAACGGCGAGGCGGCCGACGCGGGGAACGGCGAGCGCUCCCUUCUCCGCCGCUUCCGAGCCACUGAAGCCAAGAUGACGGAGAUGGAGAGGAAGCUCCGCGCCUUGGAGCUGAGCUGCGACCGUCUCCGGGCGGAGAACAGAGCCUUGAAGGAAGCCGGGACGCUCGGCGGUCAAAACGCCCCGCAGAACCGAGCCCUCGGGCCCGCGGACCAAAGAACGCAACGUCUUCUAGAGUGGACCUUGCUCAGGUGGAAGGUUCUGGACAGGUUCCUGGAAGUCGCGGACAGACCGGAUGUGGGAAAGGCAAAGACGGAGAACCGGGAGGACGCUUCCCGCCAACUGAAGCCGGAGGAGCUUUGGAGCGGGCUGUCGGACGGCGCCGACGCUUCCCGUCUACGAGAACAAAAGCGAGAACUUCCGGACGACGCGGCGCCGCGUACGAUUCCGGAAACUCAAAUGACCGCGUUCGGUCGGAAAAUUCCGGCGGAAGACGAGAGCCCCGCCGGUUUAGAUGGGAAACGCGUUCCGGACGUUCCGGGAAGCGUCGGCGGGGCGUCCGACGAUCCCGAAACCGGGAGAGCGCCGGAUUCGGGCGGCGUGGAAUUCUUGGGGACGAUGGUCCAGAUCAUCUCGUCCUGGAUGGACGCCACGUCCUCUGGCGUGCGGGAGAAAGCGGGAAUGACGGCGGAGCGUUUGCGGGCCACCUUCAUUUUCUCCACCGAGGCGGCUUUCUGCUGUCACGUGACCAGCAAAUGCGACCGCCUGCUGGAAGAAAAUGCCCAACUACGACAGCGGCUCUCCCUGCAGGAGACGCGAGCGGUCGACGGCCGGACGGAGUGGGAAGAUGCAGGAGAAGGAGAGGAGACCGCGUCUACGCUGAUGGGCCGCGUGAGGGAUCUGGAGGAGCGGCUGGCCGCCGCCGGACAAAGUCUCGCCUCCGAUCGGAUCCGACAUGACCGGGAGAUGCAAAAGAUGAAGGCGGAGUGCGAGCGCAGCCUGGUCGCCAUGGAGGACUGUCACGCGGCGGCGGUGGAAGAGCUGCAGCGGCGACACCUCCGGGAAGCGGAGAGCCUCCUAGCCCAAAGAGACCAGAUGCUGAAAGAGGAGGCCGUCGCCACGGCGAUCGCCAUGGAGGCCGUUGAGCGCGCUCACCGCGUGGAGCUGGACAGGGAAGUGCAGAGGCGAUGCCAAACCCUAAAUGUGACAGGAAACGCCCUGAUGGAGGAAGUCUACAAACAACACAGUGAGGAGCUGGCGGGGUGUCAGCGGGAGCUGGCGGAUCUUUCCUAUCGCUUUACACUCAAGUGCGUGGAGAUGGCCCAAGUGACUGAAGAACUGGACGCCCAGAGGGAAACGCUUAGUCGACAGCAGAAAGAGAACCAGGACCUAAUGGAGCAAAAUCAGGAGCUGAGCGCUCAGCUGGCGGCCGAGGUCAGGCGGCUGGACCAACUCCCCGCGGACGGGCACGCCGCCGGUCUUUAUAAGAUGGAGUUGUUGCUGCGCGUGAAGGAAAGCCAGCUCCGGAGCGCCAGGCGACAGUCGGCCGCUCUGCGGCAGCAGCUGCGAGAGGCUCAAAGUCGGCCGGGAUGACGAUCGACGGAAAUGCCCCGCCCUUUAAAAAUCACGGCGGCAUUUUGUACGUUUUCAAAGUGUUCUCGUAAAUAUUUCAGCUUUUUGGGUUAAAAAAAAAAAAAGACGUCUUUAUAUGUAUCCAACUGUUUAUUAUGUAUUUGUGUGUCACUCAUAAUAAAGCCUAAAAGAGAGCAUUUUGUUGUGGGGUUUACAUUCCAUUCAAAUAAAAAGAUGAAACAAAAGCCCCGCCAUUUGGAAAAUUUGAAAGCGUGUUUUACAAA